Phialemonium atrogriseum is the source of this 1779-nucleotide messenger RNA. RefSeq names its product glycoside hydrolase. Gene Ontology annotation, cellular component: membrane; endoplasmic reticulum. The transcript is spliced from 2 exons. Gene Ontology annotation, biological process: carbohydrate metabolic process; mannose trimming involved in glycoprotein ERAD pathway. The record is from RefSeq and is a predicted model, not a curated record. The coding region runs from base 1 to 1779 and encodes 592 amino acids. Lineage: Eukaryota; Fungi; Ascomycota; Sordariomycetes; Cephalothecales; Cephalothecaceae. Gene Ontology annotation, molecular function: calcium ion binding; mannosyl-oligosaccharide 1,2-alpha-mannosidase activity.
AUGGGUCUAAUCGGUGCUCAGCGCACGCUCUCCCGGCUGGUUGCCCUCGCCGUCUUCGGCAUCUUGGCCACGUAUCUAUUGCUUAGAGGGCUCCCUUUCCAGGGCGACUGGAAGUCAUGGGGCUACGUCCGCAGCAGUUACGACUGGGAAAAGCGAAUUUUUGAGUACCCAUUUGAGCCGUCGGACAUGAUACAUCCCCCGUCGGGAACCCCUCACAAACUGCGCCGAAUACAGCACGACUUCUCACACGAACCCAAGGACAAGGCGCACGACAAGCUCCAAGACGAGCGGAGGGAAGCGGUCCUGAACACGGCGAAGAAGUGCUGGGAAACCUAUCGGGAAUUCGCCUGGGGCCAUGACGAGCUCAAGCCCUCGUCGUUGGUAGGAGCAGAUCCAUUUGGUGGAUGGGGUGCGACACUUGUCGACUCGCUGGACACUCUUUGGAUCAUGGGCCUCAAAACCGAGUUCAAGGAGGCCGUGAAGGCAGUUGGGCUUAUAGAUUGGGAUAAGACUACAGCCACCUCGUGUAGUGUCUUUGAGACCAACAUUCGCUAUCUCGGGGGCCUGCUGUCUGCCUACGAGCUCAGCGGCGAAAAGACCUUGCUCCGUAAGGCAUUGGAGGUUGGCCACAUGCUCUUCGCGGCCUUCGACACGCCGAACCACAUGCCGCUCGGAACGUUCUAUUUUGACGAGGCUAAGGCUGGCGGGAUGACGGCAGGCAAACGUGUGUCUCUGGCUACAGUUGGGACCCUGUCGCUGGAGUUCACGCGGCUCAGCCAGCUCACGGGAGAUCCAAGAUUCUACACUGCUAUCGAUGGAAUCAAGCAGCAACUGAUCCGGACUCAAAACACGACAAAGAUCCCCGGACUGUGGCCAACCUAUAUCGACUUGCGCAAUGGGUUCCUCGUCGAGCACGACUCCUUCACGCUUGGUGCUUCAGCAGACUCGGGCUACGAGUACCUGCCCAAGAUGUAUGCCCUGGUUGGAGGGCUAGACGACUCCUACGCAGAGAUGCACAAGCUGGCAAUGGAAACCGCGCGAGAAUAUUUGGUCUUCCGUGCGAUGCUGCCCCGCUCUCCGGGACCAUCCGCCACCUCUCCAGGACCAUACCCAGACGUUCUCUUCUCCGGCACGGUUCUCUCCAAAGGUCAGGACAUCAACCUCCACCCUGCGAUUCAGCAUCUCGGGUGCUUUGCCGGAGGGCAUUUUGCCCUUGGAGGGAAGCUUUUCGGCCUAGACAAUCACGUCAAGGUUGGUGAACAGAUUGCCCGAGGCUGCGCAUGGGCAUACGGCGCUUUCCCCGCUGGUGUCAUGCCCGAGGGCUCGGAGCUGAUUGCAUGCGCGGGACCUGAUUCCGCCCCCUGCGAAUGGAACGAGACAAGGUGGGACAAAGAGGGGGACAAAAAUAUCCCCAAGGGCUUCCAAAAAGUGCGUGAUCCUCACUACCUGCUGCGCCCAGAGGCGGUCGAGAGCAUCUUCAUCUUGUACCGUAUCACCGGGAAGAAGGACCUGCUGGAUCUUGCUUGGACCAUGUUCGAGUCUAUCAAGAAGGCGACCGAGACCCCCUUUGCCCACUCAGCGGUUGCCAGCGUCCUGGCUGGCGGACCUGAUAUAAGGACCACAGAUUCCAUGGAGAGCUUCUGGCUCGCCGAGACCUUGAAGUAUCUCUACCUCAUCUUCUCCAAGCCUAACCUGAUCAGCCUCGACGACUACGUCUUCAAUACCGAAGCUCAUCCGUUCAAGAUCCCGAAGCCGAAGCGUGGAAGCAAAGAACACUAG